This is a messenger RNA of Drosophila navojoa, 1783 nucleotides long. RefSeq names its product Lipase 2 (gene Lip2). The record is from RefSeq and is a predicted model, not a curated record. Gene Ontology annotation, biological process: lipid metabolic process. Lineage: Eukaryota; Metazoa; Arthropoda; Insecta; Diptera; Drosophilidae. Gene Ontology annotation, molecular function: hydrolase activity, acting on ester bonds.
GAGCGCAAAGAUGAUCAACUAGUGGGCAAUUAGGCAAAGCGUUUGACAAAGGUCGAGCAGCCCAGUCUGGGCUCGUACAAUGUGUGAAUUGGACAGAUUUACCGGCUGCAGCAUCGUUGGGGUCGCCGUGCUCAUUGCCAUUGGCCUGAGCUGGGCGCAGAUGGAGGAGCGCAAAAAGUGGACGACGCUUGACUGGUUGCAGCAGCUGAACUACAGCCACGAGCUGCACAAUGUGACCAGCGGCGAUGGCUACCAGCUGCAGCUGCAGCGCUUGCCGCGCCUGGGGGCGCGACCCGUGCUGCUGGUGCACGGAUUGAUGGGCUCCUCGCUCGGCUGGCUGUGCCUGGGGCCGGCCAAGAGUCUGGCCUUUCAGCUGCAUCAGCGCAACUACGACGUGUGGCUGGCCAAUCUGCGCGGCUCCUCGCCAUAUGGCAGACAGCACGUCGAGCUGACCGAUGUCAUGGCCGAUUUCUGGCGCUAUAGCUUCCACGAGCACGGCGCCUACGAUUUGCCCGCCAUAAUUGACCACAUUGUGGCGCUUACGCAGCGCGAGGCAGCCGAACAGCUAAACGAGACGCGGGCGCAUCAAGUGCUCCUAAUUGGACACUCACAGGCUUUCAAUGCCUUCCUCGUGCUCUGCGCCCUCCAGCCGCGCUUCAAUCAGCACAUCCAGCUAAUGCAGGGGCUGGCGCCUUUGGCCCGGCUGCAUCGACAGGUGCGCUUCGAUGCCGCCCACGUGCGCGCCAUAAUGAAGUUUGUCAAGAAGCGAGAAAAGGCCAACAAAUUUGAAUUAUUUCCACCCGGCGAGCUACGUAAAUUAUGCAGCAAAAAGCGAGAGAUUUGUGAAUAUUAUACGAAACACUUGGCGGGCAGCGCGCAAAGCAAUAAAAGGCUGCUGGAGAUCUUCAGCUAUGAGCACCUGCUCCAAGGUGGUUCGGCGCGCGAGCUGCGACACCUGCAACAGAUUUGGAAAUCGGGCGAUUUUAUAUCCUACGACUACGGACCCAUUGAGAAUAUGCGGAUCUAUCAGAGUGUCGAGGCGACCAGCUAUAAUCUCAGCCAGAUCAGCGUGCCCAUCAUCCUGUACUUUGGCGAAACGGAUGCGAUUGCCACGCCCGAGGGCGUGCACGGCAUCUAUGCCCGCAUGCUGAGCUCAGUGCGCGGCGUGCGACGCAUUGCAUCCUCGAAGUUCAAUCACUUUGAUUUCCUAGUCUCGAGCGAUGUGAAGACGCUGGUCAAUGACAAGCUGAUCGAGGCAAUGGAAAAGUUUUUCGAAGGCAAAUUACCAUACAUAAUCGAAUGAGAGUGGGAGAGAGCAACGGGUAGAGUGGAGUGAGGGAGGGAGGGAGGCAGGCAUCAGUUGUUCGUGGUGCUAAGUAAUUGGGCUCCCCGAGCUGUCAUCAAAGGCGCCCAUUGAGGCUCAUUAAAAGCGCGAGCCAAAGCGAAAUGUGUUUUAUUUGCUCUGGCAACGAGCCAAACGGCCAAAUGGCAAUUAUGUAAUCGGUUCGCUGUUGGCCAAGCCAUAAAAAAAUCAAAUAAAAAACUGAAUACUAAGCCAACAACAACCACAGCAACAACAACAAAAUGUGACAAAUUGCUGUCUGGGCCCAACACUUUUACUUUCUUUUGAUUGCCCACUCAAAAGGCAAACGGACAAAAAUGUUUUUUGUUUCUUCUGUUGUCUUUGUUGUUUUUUGUUUCUUUUUUCGAUUUUGUUUUUUUAGCAGCCGCCUAAGUAUUUGACCCACAAUAGACGACGCGGAAGCAACGGCCACAAUAGAGG